CCCCUUCCCCCGCCAUUCAACAUUGUCCACGGCGCACGGAGCCGGUGGCCGGGGCGGGGUAGAAGCACUUCCUUGUUGUUGCGUGAGGGCGAGCGGAGCCGCAGCGCUGCACCUGAGCCCCCGCUGGAUCCGGCGUUGCCUCUGGAAACGUUUUGAACUACAGUGAAGGUAUUUAAAUCCUGGCACCAUGGCAGAGACAAUCAAGGACAAACUGAAGAAUUAUAAGACUGCCCCUUUCGAUUCUAGGUUUCCCAAUCAAAACCAAACCAGGAACUGCUUCCAAAAUUACCUGGACUUCCAUCGUUGUACUAAAGCACUGACUGCAAAAGGUGUUGAUAUUUCUCCCUGUGAAUGGUACAACAGGGUGUUCAAGUCAAUCUGCCCAAAUUCAUGGAUAAAGAAAUGGGAUGAUCAAUUGGAGCAAGGCACAUUCCCUGGAAAAAUCUAAGUGAUCAUUGCAGCCAGGUUGAAAAAUCUUACAAUGUUUGCAAACGUGCAUCUUACACCAAAAUAAAUCUGAAUAUUGAACAUA
Messenger RNA from Leucoraja erinaceus (little skate), 532 nucleotides. Its product is annotated as cytochrome c oxidase subunit 6B1-like. The transcript has 5 exons. The record is from RefSeq and is a predicted model, not a curated record. Gene Ontology annotation, cellular component: mitochondrion; respiratory chain complex IV. Lineage: Eukaryota; Metazoa; Chordata; Chondrichthyes; Rajiformes; Rajidae. The coding region runs from base 188 to 448 and encodes 86 amino acids.